CAGUUGAGUUGUGUAGUCUCUAAGCAUAAAUAAAUUGUACAGUUUUCUGACUUUUAUUUCUUAGUUUUUGACAGCAUCCUGCUAGGCAGCCCACAUUGGCAUCUGACUCACCAUCCUGCCCUGUGCUGAGGUCACAGGCACCACCACACGGUCUUCCUUCCCCUUCUUACAAAGGGUCAUUCCAUGAUGGUGUACAUCGAUGCAUGAAUUUUGACUAGGUGGAGUCUGAAGGGCAAGAGGAAGGGGUUGAAGGUGGAAUCACACCAUGGAACUCCCCAACUACAGCCAGCAGUUGCUUCUGCAGCUCUAUGCUCUGUGCAAGGAGCAGCGGUUCUGUGAUUGCACCAUUUCUGUCGGCAACAUCUACUUCAGGGCCCACAAGCCAGUCCUGGCAGCGGCUAGCCUGCUAUUCAAAACCCUUCUGGAUAGCACAGACGCCAUCUCCAUCGAUGCAUCGGUGGUGAGCCCUGAAGAGUUUGCCCUCUUGCUGGAGAUGACAUACACUGGCAAGCUACCUGUGGGCAAGCACAACUUCUCCAAGAUCAUCUCCUUAGCAGAUAGCCUGCAGAUGUUUGAUGUGGCUGUUAGUUGUAAAAAUCUUCUGACCAACCUUGUAAACUGCUCUGUCCAGGGGCAGGUGAUAAGGGGUAUCUCAGUGCUGUCCUCAGAGGCAGGUAGCAAGGAGUCAGAGAAGCCUCAAGUAGAAGUCCUUUCCUCUGAAGGUGCUGGGGAGCCCAUGCCAGCGGGCCCUGAGAAAGCCAAGACCAAGGAAGUAAUCCACAUAGCUACCCAAGAGAUAAAUGCAGACCCUCCCGUUGUCCAAGAGGUUCAGGUGGCUGCAGAGAUCACAGGGGCGACUCCUCACACCGCUGAAGUUUGUUCCCCUUCCUCUGUUGGACAGAUUUCAAGUGAGGCAAAGGAAGCCAAUACAGAAGCAGAGUACAAGAGAAAGCAGGAACAACUGGCUGUCCUGCUAAAACAUGAAAGUUUCUUCUCAAAUGCAGCCUUGCUCACCCCGGACACACUGAGAAGACUGGAGGAAUGCUCAGAGAUCGAAGGGCCUCAGAAGGAGGCCAUAAUGGAAUGUCUCAAGAGUGAAGGAGGAGGCUCAGCAUUCCAGAGAAUUCUGGACAAAGUACACAAUGGGAGCCUGGAUGUGCAGGUGGCCCUGUCUCUGGUGAGACUACACCAGGAAUCAACGCCUGUAGAGAAAGUGUCUCAGAUUCAGCCAGAAGGGAGCGCAGGAGAGGGAAAGACCUUGUCUGUUCUGUUACUAGAACACAAAGAGGACCUGAUCCAGUGUGUAACACAGCUCAGACCAAUUGUGGAGUUCCUGGAAACAGCCAAGGAGGAAUUCCUGCCAGGCUCCGAAAAAAGGGUGAUUCAGAGCUGCUGUGAGGGCAGAACACCCAAGGAGACGAUAGAGAAUUUGUUGCACAGAGUGACUGGAGAGAAGACCCUGCCUGCCAAGAGUCUGGUAAAACUCCUCCAGGCUGUGAGGACAGCAUUCCCAGACCUGGGCCUCCUGCUGGACAAUUUGCAGAAAGUAAUGGAAUCACCCAGCACCACAGGCCUGGCCAGAGUCAACUGUGAAACUGAAUGGACAGAGGAGCCCAGGAGGUUGUGCAUUCCAGCAGACCGUGUGGAUGGAUCCUCCCCUAACCCUGCUGCUUACGGAGCAGAGCUGUUGAGAAAGUACCAUGAAAACCUGUCUGAGAUUCUCAUAGACAACCAGGUGCUGCUAAAGGUGAUCUCGAGGGUGAAGAGCUUAGCCCCUGGAGACAGAGAGGUCAUGCAGAGCCUCGUGAAACAGGCCUCUGGCUCAGGUGGCCUCAGUUCCCUGAUGUCUGCAGCUCUGCAAAGACAGACUGUCUCUGCAACAGCCAUUUGGCAACUGCUGCUAGCCGUUCCAGAGACUGAGACCUGCCCACUGAAUCUGCUCUUGGAGGAAGUAGGGAAGGAGGCUGGCGCGGGGGCUUUCUUCCGGGCAGUGACUGCCCCAGAGAGCACGGUGUUGGAAACUAUCCUGAGGCAUAGCAAGCUGGUCGGGGGAGCUAUCCAGCAGACGGCGGUGCGUGAGCACCUUUCUUCAGAGGAAAAACACCUGGCAGAGACAGUGAAAGAGAUGCUGAGCAUAUCCUCUGAGACGGUGAGCCCUGAAGCUUCCCUGAGAGCGGUGCUGAGCAGAGCCAUGGAGAAAUCUGUCUCGGCCUCUGCGAUCUGUCACCUCCUAUGCAGUGCCCACAAGUCUUUCCCUGGCCUGCAGUCCCUCAUGCAGGAGCUGGCACAUGUUGGUCUCCUUACCGAGGAAAAUGGAGAGGAGAGGUGGAAGGUGACUGAUGGGCUUCACCCUGGAGCCAAGGACAAAGCGGAGGAAGCAGCCGAGGCAGCCGGAGAAGACUGCCAGGCUGUGGAACAAAAGGAGCCGGGGGAGCCUGGGCCCGUGCUGGAGCAACAGGAGAAAGACCCUUCUGUCUCCCCAGACUCUGCCAAGAAGAGCUUUGUCUGCAAAGCCUGUGACAAGAGCUUCCAUUUCUACUGCCGUCUGAAAGUGCACAUGAAGCGCUGCCGGGUGGCCAAGAGCAAGGUGCACAGUAAGGAGGGCAGCGAGACCAGGGACUCGGAGAAGGAGAUGGAGAAGCAGCAGCCGGAUGCCCGCAGCGCCGGCGGAGAGCCUGAUGCCCCCAAGAAGAAGAAGAAACGGCUGCCAGUGACAUGUGACCUCUGUGGAAGAGAGUUUGCCCAUGCCUCAGGCAUGCAGUACCACAAGCUGACGGAGCACUUCGACGAGAAACCUUUCUCCUGUGAGGAAUGUGGGGCAAAGUUUGCAGCCAACUCUACCCUAAAGAACCACCUGCGCCUUCACACUGGGGACCGCCCGUUCAUGUGCAAGCACUGCCUCAUGACCUUCACACAGGCCUCGGCCCUGGCUUACCACACCAAGAAGAAGCACUCAGAAGGGAAAAUGUACGCAUGCCAGUACUGUGAUGCUGUGUUUGCCCAGUCGAUCGAGCUGUCCCGGCAUGUGAGGACCCACACUGGGGACAAGCCGUAUGUCUGUAGGGACUGUGGAAAGGGCUUCCGGCAAGCCAACGGCCUCUCCAUCCACCUGCACACCUUCCACAACAUAGAAGAUCCUUAUGAUUGCAAGAAAUGCAGGAUGAGCUUCUCCACACUGCAGGAUCACCGGAAGCACAUCCACGAGGUGCACUCCAAGGAAUACCACCCGUGCCCCACAUGUGGGAAGAUCUUCAGCGCCCCUUCCAUGCUGGAGCGGCACAUGGUGACCCACGUUGGAGGGAAGCCCUUUAGCUGUGGGAUCUGCAACAAGGCCUAUCAGCAAUUGUCUGGGUUGUGGUACCACAAUCGGACGCACCACCCAGAUGUGUUCGCUGCUCAGAACCAUCGGUCACCCAAGUUCUCAUCACUGCAGUGCAGCUCCUGUGACAAGACCUUUCCCAACACCAUCGAACACAAGAAGCAUAUCAAAACAGAACACGCAGAUCUAAAGUUCCAUGAGUGUAACCAGUGUAAGGAGCUCUUCCCCACACCAGCUCUGCUGCAGAUCCACGUCAAGUGCCAGCAUUCAGGGUCACAGCCAUUCCGGUGCUUGUACUGUGCGGCCACCUUCCGAUUCCCUGGAGCCCUGCAGCACCACGUCACCACCGAGCACUUCAAGCAGUCAGAAAGCACCUUCCCUUGUGAGCUCUGUGGUGAGCUCUUCACCUCCCAGGCCCAGCUUGAUGGCCACUUGGAGUCUGAGCACCCAAAGGUGACAGGCACUGAGACCCAGGCAGCUGCCUCUCACAUGGUGCAGGUGAUUCAGGCUCCAGAGCCAGCAGCCCCGGCCGAGCAGGUGAUCACGUUGGAGGAGACGCAGCUUGCUGGCUCACAGGUGUUUGUGACCCUGCCAGGUCCACAGACCUCUCAGAACAGCUCCGAGCUUGUGGCAGUGACAGUGGAGGAUUUGCUGGAUGGUACUGUCACAUUGGUCUGUAGUGAAGCCAAGUGAGUGGCUACUCCUUCAGUAGAGGGGCCUGUGCUGUGCCAGCAUGGAUGUUCGCGGCCUGCCUCUGCUCUAGCUGCUUGGCUGGGCUCUACCUGGUGCUCUCACUUGAAAAACAGAGGCGUCGUCAUUUUCUUAAGAUCCACAGUGUCUGAGCUGUCCAUGCUGACACCAGUGUUGCCAACCUGUGUGGCAGAGCCUCAGUCCUCCAGGUUUCAGCCCAGGCCUGGAUCCCAUCCACCCCAGGAAAGUCUGGUUUCUAGAAUCAGAGUCUGAGGAGAGCUGGUGGGCAGGAUGACCAAGGACACACAGCAUGCUGGCUGCCAUCAGGAGUAGGGGAGUUACCUGAGUCUGAGCCAAUAGAGGGCCACAGACACCGCCAGUGCCUAUACCAGUGAAGUACCCACACAGCCUCCAGGGACCCCAGCAUGGCAGCCUGUCCUCCCCGCCCCUGUUCAGCCUCUCCUUGGAGGCUGUAAGACAGGUGGCCAUGUUAACAGUGCAGGCCCACAUUGGCAUCCCUGAUCCUCUCUGCUCUGUCUUUCCCAAAACACAGCUUUGAAGCAUUGCCACUGGGGGCAGCUUCAUGUGAGGCCAUCCAGCUGCCUCUGCCUUGCUGGGUGUUCAUUGCGUUCCUUUCAGAACCUCUCUGUGAUCCUCAGGCCUUCCACACCUUCUACUAAUCAAGGCUGAAACAUCCCAGCCUGGAGACCUCUUGCUGACUUCCUCCGUACCAUGUGAUAGCCUAAUGAAGCAGCUCCUGGGGGCAGGCCUGUGCCUGCAUGUGACAGAUUAGAGGCAUCUGAGGUGGCCUCUGCUUCUCCUGUUACUGGCCCACAUGCCUAGUGCACGGCCUGCUCCCUGGGAUUCCCCUGGCUGCAUCCCCCUUACUGUAGCACCAUGCUCCUUUCAAGUCUGAGUGUCACAGAGCCUUUUAUCUUCAGUUCCUGCCAUACAGUCUGGUAAUUGAUGGCUUGUGGAAUGCGGUUGGAAGUGCAAUUAGAUGGAUGUUGGUUCCUGCUGCUCAGAGAGAAAGACUUCUAGCUUGCUUUUCUAGAAGCCCAAAGGAGGAGUGGGUUAUCACAGUAUUUGCUCAUCAGGCCAGGCUUCCUGUCACCUGGUGUGGCUGACUCCCUAUAGAGGGAAUGCCCUGAUUUGAUACUCACCUUUAAGCCACCUGCUCUCAGAGAUAAGCCCCAUACCUUCCUGCCAAGUGCAGUUCAUGUGAGCAUGUGCAGAGAUGAGGGUCAAGUCUGGUCAUGGUGGAGGUGCAUUGCCACCAUACCUCAGCCGCCUCACAGGAGGACAGGAGGUAACAGCUUAACCCGCAGCAGUGUUCAAGGCCUGCUGCCCUUUGGCCUCAGUUUGGCACUGGCAGCACUGGUGAGUUUCUAAGCUGGAUUCCAGCUCCGGCCAGCCUCUCCCAGUCUGCCCCACCCUCCUCAUUGCCUAUGCAAAUCCUUUGAACUCACCAGCUGGGGACCCUCCCUUUCCCUUUCUAAAAGCAAGUCAGUCUCAGAAACCAAACACUGACCAGAAGAUGGUGCUCAAGCAUCAAGACUUCACCUCCCUGCUUUCUCCACUGAGGUCUUAGCCUGCUGGCUUUCAGACCCGUGCCAGCCGACCAGGGGAGCUCUUGAUCUGUAAGUGGUGUGAUGGCUCCUCAGUCCAUCUGCAUGAAAGAAGACUAAGACAGAGGAGAGGCAUGUGUGUGCAGGCUUCUGUCAGGAACAGCACCUCUCAAGCUGUGAGGACUUAGGGACUGUAGUGAGUGUCACCAAGAGUCUUUUCCUGGCAAAAGGCCAACCUCACAGAGGUCCUGAGAGAAAAUCAGUCUCUAAAUACAAAGAGCUGUAAGUUAGAAACCUGAGUGUCAGGCCCUUUCUGGCCUGAGAAACAGUCUCUGUUUUCCUGGAACCUGGGUGGUGUGCUCCCUUCAGUCACCAGACCGUAGCUGGCUGCAGAGAACAUUAGGGCAGGUCAGCUUGCUGCCCACCCUUGGAUGCACAGCUCUGGAAUACACACAGCUGAAGGCACAGGAGUGCUAGAUCUGGAGUACAGAGAAUUCCUGUCCUCAGUGAGUUCUGUGAUGGUGACUAGCGACCUCUGCCCCAGCUGCCUGACUUUUUACAGUGGCUCUGAAGAAGGUGAAAAUCUCCACCUGCUGCCCCAGAGACCUGCCACAUGGGUCUCCCGUAGCCCACAUUGCUUUGCAAUGGAACUGUGGCUCCAUUUGCUUCCUCCUCAGGAAUACUGUCUGCCUAGCCUAGCCCUUGGGCAGAAGCUAGAGGAGUCUCCAGGUUCCUUGGAAUUUGUGUUUUUCAACAGUGGGGCCCCAGUCCUCCCUAAGGCUCCUGAUCCAGCUACCACAGAGGGGAAGGCAGAUGCCAGGCUGGAGUAAAGUUGGCCCAUCACUGGUAUAUGGACUAUGAGCAGGUGAGACUUGCUGUCCUCAUGCAUGAGCACAGCCUAGGCCAGUGUGGCAGAUAAAGGUCUUUUUCAGUUGUUUUACCUGGCUGGGCUCUCCCAUCUUCUAAGCUGUGUGUCCGAAAAGCUUUGAGAUCCAUCAGUACCCAAUCCUGCUGUGGUGUAAGUUCUGGGCCUGUGUUGUACUGGCCAUUCUAAGGAAGCCUCCAGCCCGUACUGACCACAGAAAAUACCUCAGCCUUGUCCCUAGGGCCUGAGCACUGAUGGUUAAGGACUGAGAAGAGGGACAGACAGACGCCAGAUGAGGGGGAAAAAUCUCUGUAGUCCUGAGGAUGGAAGGGUGUGCCUUUAAACUUCUGUGCCUGAGAACCUCUACUGACAAAGCAUGGAGGCCCUGACAGCUCCACUUAGAGUGGGCAAGUGCUUGUUGGGACAGGAGUGCUGCUUCUGGAACUAGAAAGUUGGCUGGUGGUAGAGAUGACAUUGGUUUGCUCUAGUCAGCUCUCCCACCCCAGCUUUGUUCUUCUGGGUCCUGUAUGUCCCAGCAGACACUUGGAAGAAAGACACUUGGGGAGUAAGAGACUUAGGACCGAGGGAGUCAGAGGCAGGUUUAUAGUUUUGCUGCUUUGCAAACCUUAGGGCACUGAGGACUUACACUAAAACUCGGAAACUCAAACUUAAUCCAGUCUAACUGGGCCUAUAAGGAAGAGGAGAGUGGUGAGUUCUUUGGGGACUGUGUUGUUGAAGAAAUCAUUCCUUGAGCAAUUUUUACAUUGCCUCCAAAUUGUGAAGCUGGCUGCGGUUUCCCAGAGCAAGGCUGCUGGUGCUCGUUUCCACCCAUGGACGAGACAGCUGGCCCCAUGAGCAGUGUAAGCUGAUUGCAAACUGGACCUACUCGACAUGCACUGUGGAGAGAAAUAAAGUCUGUACUUUGGAAG
This is a messenger RNA of Mastomys coucha (southern multimammate mouse), 7371 nucleotides long. It is a transcript of the gene Zbtb40, whose product is annotated as zinc finger and BTB domain containing 40. Bases 266 to 4012 code for a protein of 1248 amino acids. Gene Ontology annotation, molecular function: RNA polymerase II cis-regulatory region sequence-specific DNA binding; DNA-binding transcription factor activity, RNA polymerase II-specific; protein binding. NCBI's taxonomy places the organism in Eukaryota, Metazoa, Chordata, Mammalia, Rodentia, Muridae. The record is from RefSeq and is a predicted model, not a curated record. Gene Ontology annotation, cellular component: nucleus. Gene Ontology annotation, biological process: regulation of transcription by RNA polymerase II. The transcript is spliced from 19 exons.